GACGAAGUAAACAAUAUGGCGGAUAGUGGGCUUAACGUCGAAAAAAGACGAAAGAACAAAAACUGGACAGUUGAGCAAACGACUGUCCUUGUUGAACGAUGUGUCGACGGAUAUAAUCUACUCACCGGCGCCCAUAAGUUAGGGCUGUCAGAAUCCGACAAGGAUUCGUACUGGGCCGAAACUAUUGAAAUGAUUAAUGCUGUAGGUCCGGAGCGAAGUCUCGUCGAGGCAAAAAGGAAGUGGAUCGAAGUUAAGAUUUUGACAAAGAAAAAAACACAAGAUAUGGCAAAGGAAAGACGUGCCACUGGUGGUGGACCAGCACCAGGCAAACUAAAUGCUUGGGAAGAAAAGACACUGACAGUUAUCCCAAGCUGUUCUAUGUCUGGAGUGAAUGAGCACGGAGAUGUAUUUCUCAUGAACUCAAUUGCUUUGCAAUUUGAAGACGAUGCACCAGAGGAUGCUGAACAAUGCAUCAAAGAGAAAAAUGAAGUAGAAGAAGUGUCGACUGGACAUACCGGUGAACAGGAACAUAAGCCCAUAACCUGUAAACAGGGACAGAAGCCCAUUAGUGGUGAACAGGGACCGAAGCCCAUUACUGGUGAACAUGGAAAGAAGCCCAUUUUGGGUGAACAGGGGCAGAAAAGGAAAUAUGAAAGUUCUGAUGAAUCAUACAGGAUUGAACUCAUAAGUAUUGAGCGAGAAAGGCUAGAGGUUGAAAAGGCGAGGAAUACAAUUCUAUUGGACAUAAGCAAUAAAUUGGAAUCAUUAAUUACACUAAAAAAAAUAAAAAUGUUGAGUGAAAACCAACUUUUACCAGAGCAUUGA
Messenger RNA from Dreissena polymorpha, 825 nucleotides. RefSeq lists its product as uncharacterized. The coding region runs from base 16 to 825 and encodes 269 amino acids. The record is from RefSeq and is a predicted model, not a curated record. Gene Ontology annotation, cellular component: nucleus. NCBI's taxonomy places the organism in Eukaryota, Metazoa, Mollusca, Bivalvia, Myida, Dreissenidae. The transcript is spliced from 7 exons.